Molecule: messenger RNA, 2707 nt
Organism: Dinoponera quadriceps
Lineage: Eukaryota; Metazoa; Arthropoda; Insecta; Hymenoptera; Formicidae
Product: leucine-rich repeat-containing protein 45-like
Exons: 6
Coding region: 395-2527 (710 amino acids)
Cellular component (GO): centrosome
Molecular function (GO): protein binding
Source: RefSeq, a predicted model, not a curated record
GAAGUACAAUUAUAUUAUGCGUAUCUUACAUAUUGCAUUCAAUAUUAGUAUAGUCUAAUGAUGCCACCCUAGAUUUAGCAAAUGAAUGAAGGUAGGGGAAAGAAGGAGGCCACGCCGGUCUAUUGUCUGUUUAAGCGUGCGUCACAAUGCGCACGCUUGGAUUUUCUAGGCGAAACAAUUCAGACAACUUUCAGGUUUCAUUCGUCACAUUCGGGGUGGAACGACUCGUUGUCCGUUGUGAGUGUGUAUGCACUUAUGUUGGUAGCAACGUAGCGAACCAUGAAGAGCGAUCGAUACGUGACUCACGUCAAAGCCGGCCGACAAAUUGAAUUGAACCGUCGACGCGGACGCUUCUGUCGGGAGGGUUACUGCGAAAAUUUCAAGUGACAGAAGAAUGCUGCAGGAUCACGAGCUCUUCGCUCGUUUGUGCGAGAAACGCGGAAUCUCCUCGAUUCCCGAAAUCUCAGACGCAAUCAGAGUUAGCAGUAUCACCGGGGAGCUACGAUUGUCUUGCCUAUCGAUAAUGAUACCGGUCUGCGAGAUUAUAGCGCGGAUGUUGGUGUCCAGUCACACGAUCAGAACAAUCGACCUGAGCGACUGCAUGUUACUGUCGAAGGGUCUCGCCAGUAUCCUCGACGCGCUCUGCGAAGGCACCACCGUGACGACGUUGCACCUGAAGGGUAACAACGUGAACGGGCCCGCUGUGGCCCAGCUGGGCAGGGUGUUCGCAUGCAACAACACGCUGAAACGGCUGCACAUCGAGUGGAACAGCGUCGGUUCGGACGCGGACUCGUUCACCGCUUUCUGCGACGGCCUGGCGAAGAACCACAAUAUCGAGCAGCUCGAUCUUAGGUACAAUCAGAUAUCGGCGCAUUGCGCCGAGCACCUGUGCAAGAUAAUACGCGCGAACAAGUCUCUGAAGAGCAUCGACUUAUCUUGGAACACCUUGGGCCUGCAGGGCGGUCGACUGCUGCUGAACGCAAUGCGCGAGAACAAGACCAUCACGGACCUCGUGUUGCGCGGAAACUGCAUAUCCGAGGACACCGCGCUCGCGAUCGAGGAAAGACUGCGGGAGAACCGUCGUACACGUGCGACGAGCGAUUUCGUCUUAUCCGCCAACGUGGAAAUCGUCGAGUCUGCGAGAACGACGGAGAAGGAAGACCUCGUAGCGUCCGUGAUGAGCGACGCUCAUAUCCCGAAGCAGAGGCUUCCCACGCCGCAUCGAAGAGAGAAGCUCAAGAUUCGAGCUCGUCAAGUGCCUGCAGAUGUCUCGGAAGUAAAUUCGAAAGACAACUCGGAGGUAGACUCGGAAGUGAACGCGGAGCUCGAGGACGACAGCAAAAUUGAUACGAACGUGGGUGCGAAUGUCCCCUCGCAAGAUCGCGACAACCGUGCGAGCGAGACCGACGUCAAGAUCGCCGAUCUCGGCAAAAUGCUGCAGGAACGUACCCAGGCGAUCGAUCUGCUGACCGGUGAGAUUGCGACGAAGGCAACAGAGGUGAAUGACACGCGGGCACAGCUGGACUUGUUACAGACUCAGGUUAGUCGGUUGCAGGAGGAUAAGGAGAAGCUCGACUCGGACAAGGCGAGGGAAAUAGCGGAGUUGCGGAAGAACCACGACCAGGCGGAGGAAAACUGGCGGAGGAGUUACAAAGACCUGAAGAACAACUUCAACGAGUGCUCGCGGAAUAAAAAGGAGGCGGAGUCCAAAGUUCGACGAUACGAAACAGAGAUUCACAGAGGCUCGGUGAAAAUCGAUCUAAUGAGAGACAAGCUCGUCUCUGCCACACGGGCGUACGAAGACCUGUUAUCAAAGACCAAGACUGAGAUCCACCGUCUGAGAAGAGAAUCGAGGGAGCGCGAUAACAAGCACAAAAUCGAGCAGAAUCUCUUGAAGACCACGCUCAAGGAGACUACGCAGGCCCUAGAAGAUUGUCAGCUUGAGCUGCAAAAGAACAGAAGAGAUUCGCGCGAUUUGUCCAAAAGUCAGGCUCUUUUAAAGGCUAAGUUGGACGACGCGGAAUGCAGGAUUCUCAGGUACACGAAUUUGGAGGGAAACUACCGGAAGAUAGAAGAGGAAAAGAACGUGUUGGAGGAGAAAUUAGUUGAUUCCCAGAAAAUUGGGUCCUCUUUGAAGCGCCAAAUCGCAAAUCUUCAAAGCGAGCUGAUCGAACCACAAAGACGUGAAAAUCUGCUCAAGGAGGAGCUCGAGUUGGAAAAGCAGACGAACGAGAGGUUAAAACGAGAACUUCACGAGGAGAGCGCCAGACUGAAGGACCAAAAUCUCCAAAUGGAAAAGAUGCAUCAACAGAUCGCUAUACUGAACACGCAAUUGAAUGAAGUUCGAGAUAUUCAUGCUGAAAUUUUGCGCGAGAGGGAAAAAGAGAGGAAACAAUUUCAAGACAUUAUCUCAAGCAAGGAGCGUAAUCUCUCGGAAUUACGCGCCGAGGAAGUUCAAAGAGCCGGACAACUCUACGCGGCUUUCAACAAAUACUUGAGCUCCAUAGCUCCGAAUUCCAAUUUGUGAUUUUUUUCGAGCAUUGGUGAAGAUCGUGUUUGAAUAAAGGCCUAUCGCAUUUGUAUAUACUUCUUCCUGCUCGUGUAUAUAUUAUCUUUCAACUUGAAUUCAUCAUAUAUCACCAUCGGCGAGAUUUUAUCAAGUAAUAAAGAAAAGAUUGGUACACACUAUAUUAAAUUAUAAGACAAA